GUGGCCAACGUCAUUUCCGUUACGCGAUACUAGAACUUUGGCGCCGCAUAUUCAAAAAGGUCCUUGCAAACAUUGGAGGGUUAACGCGGUAAAACUACGAUGAAGACGAAUUAAGACGUUACAUUAGUCAGUAAACUAUGGACAAAAGGUGACUUGAGCUAACGCUGUGUGUAACGUUCAUUAUAUCCGUACUGUAGGGAUGAGUUGGCGUUCGAUACCAAGCAACGUUAGAUCUCUGCGGGUAGCUGAGAUGCUUCCAGCAGUUAAUCAUAUUAUCGGUUUGUGAGCUGAAAUAAUGUCGCUAUUGAUCCUCUGAGAGACAAACUGGGUGUUAGAUAGAAAUAGAAAUUGCAUUAAAAUAUAAAUCUGAAACAAGAUUCAUCAUGAACAGGAACAAAUUGAAGAAACCAAAGGUAUUAGGAGGACAAAAGAUCACUUCCUUCUUUUCCUCUCAAAACCACCACAUGGGCUUACUGUCUGGUGCUGCAUUCAACAAGACUGAACCUCAGCUCAAACAUGGUCAAACCUCAUUAAUCGGACCACAGUCCCCCUUAAAGAGGGGCAUUCUUGGGGACCUUAAAAACCUCCUGCCAUCCAUGCCAGAUAUCCUCUGUUCUGUACCGGAGACCCCCAACAGUCAGAUCAAACCGGCUUCUUCUUUCUCUUCUUCCUUCAAUGAUCCAGGUCAACUAAGCCCCCUUUCAAGCAAAGAGGGGACAGUCCUGGAGAAGCUUGGCCAGCUUUCCCCUAUAUGUCGUAAUCCUCACUCAAAAGGACAAAAUUGUCAGAGAGUAAAAACUGAGGAGGGAGCAAAACCUAAGAGAAAAGAGGGAUCCUCUGGCUCCUUAAAAAGACUCUUCAGCCCUACACAUGAGCCCCACAAUGCAAAGCGACCAAGGACUGCAAACUCAAUGGCAAAAAUACCUCCACCAGCACCUGACAGCCCCAUUAAAAACAAUUUGACAGUGACAAGGCCUGUGAUUGGCUCUCUGAAGACACCUCACCAGUCUGAGAGGAAACAAAAAAACUGUGAAGAGGAGAGAGAUGAAAACAAUAAAGAUAGUGGUUUCACUGUGAUAACUGAGCAGAAGGCUUUUGAAUUUAAAUCCAAUAAAAAUGCACACGCUCGUCUGAAUACUGACAAUCGCGCUCCCACUGGUUGGGCAGGUACACUAACCAACACAGCUGCAGUAGAAAGAAGUGUCAGAAAAAUUAAGACGGACUACGGUGAAAAAGAGGAUGAGACUGACCUCAAAAAUAAAGAAGCUGCUAGAUCAACUAUUCAAUCAUCUGAUGGAGACAGAGACAAAGUAGGGUCCUCAGAUCAGGAGCAACCUAGAGGAAAAGCAUCCGUGUGUCCUGAUGAAGAGGGGCUUGAUGAGAGCUGGUUUGCAGAGCAGAUGGAUCAUCCUGAAGGACAUGUUGCAGAUGAUAAAUCCAGAAAAAAGCCUCAUAAAGUGCCUGAUCACAUCAUCCUCUCUGGAGGCGCCAAUAACCGUUACUGGGUUUUAGAUGUUGAUGAGAAGCCUGGAAGCAAAACACUGACCAUCUCGUGUUUCAAAUCUCUCCAUACAACUGAGACAUGUCUGCUAAAGGAUGGAUGGGAGAUGACACCUGUUUGCCAUGGUGAUGUGGUGCACAUUGAGGGGCGCUCUGAUGAUGGCUCCUGGAUAGUUGACAGGGAGCAGGGCUUUCUGAUUUUACUACCCGAUAGCCUCAUCUCAGGAACCAGCAUCUCCAGUUCCAUCCGCUGCAUGAGGAGAGCAGUGCUGGGAGACAUGUUCAAGAGUUUUGAUGGUGGCUCCAAACAAAUGCUGAAUGGCACCAUGGUCCAUGAAGUCUUCCAAAAAGCAGCUAGGGCUAAAGACUUCUCUUCAGAGAUGCUGUCUAAGCUGGCUGAUCAGGCUCUGCAUGGUCCUCAGUACCUGGGAGACAUGUACAGUUUGGGUGUCAGCCAGGAAGAGAUGAAGCAGGAGCUACAUGACUAUCUACCCUCACUGGAGCAUUGGGCAAAGGAGUACCUCAGCUCCCCAACUCCAAAAACUGUUAGCCUUAAAAUCCCCAGCAGCUACAGCAGGGCUUCAAAUGUGGGUACAGACUCGGCCUCUGUCGCCACAGUUACGGAACUGGCUGACAUAGAGGAGAAUGUAUGGUCACCGAGGUUUGGCCUAAAAGGGAAAAUUGAUGUGACUGCACGAGUUCGAAUCCAAAGACCACGAAACGGUACUUACAGAAAUCCUGAGGAGAGGAUCAUACCGCUGGAGUUGAAAACUGGACGGGAGUCAAAUUCCAUAGAGCAUCGGAGUCAGGUGAUUCUUUACACUCUGAUGAGCUUGGAGAGAUACAGUCCUGAAGCUGGCUUCCUGCUUUAUCUCAAAACUGGCAACAUGCACCCUGUAGUGGCCACCCACAUGGACCGCAGAGAGCUGCUGAAACUGAGGAACACUUUGGUUCACCACAUUAAUAACUGUGUGGAGAAAAAAGCCAAUAAAAGCAAUUUGUCCCGACUUCCUGACAUCCUAACGAACAGACAAACCUGCCAGUACUGUCCACAGAGGAGAAACUGUGCUUUAUAUGAGAGAGCAGUGGAUGGCAACUCUCUUGGCGAUCAUGAGGAUGUUGUGCAUGACUUCCUGCAGCAGGAGACAGGCCACCUCACCCAAAAACAUCUGCACUACUUUUCCCACUGGCUACUGCUCUGCUGCCUUGAGGCGGGAACCAUGGAGACUAAGAAUUCCCGAAAGCGUGUGUGGCUUCAGAUGGCUGAGGAGAGUGAGAAGAGUGGGAGCUGUGUGGCGAACGUGCAGCUCAGUGGUGCAGUCACCAUGCAGUCUGACGGGGUUUUCCUCCAUCGGUUCCAGCGGAGCAGUGUAGCUCAGCAGAAGGGUUUGACAAGCAGUGGCUUGGCUAGUGGAGACCGCAUUGUUGUUAGCGAUCAGGAAGGCCAGCUGAUUGGUUUGGCAACAGGUUACUUGUGCGAAGUCAGCAGAACAUCAGUCAGCUGCACUCUGGACAGAGACCUGUCCAAGUUCAGUGGUGUGUUAUUUCGAUUGGAUGGUGAUGAAGGUGUGGUAGGCCUCAGCACUCAUCUCACCAAUCUCUCUCGACUGAUGGAAGACUGUCAGGACAGUGACCGUCUGAGGGAGCUGAUUGUUGACCUUCGGCCUCCAGAGUUUAUUUCAAACCUCAGUUCUGUUCUGCCAAGAGAGGCCAAAGACACGGUGGCUAACAUCCUCAAAGGACUUAACAAACCGCAGAAGCAGGCCAUGAAGAAGGUGCUGUUAUCCAAAAACUACACACUGAUUGUUGGCAUGCCAGGCACAGGCAAAACCACCACUAUCUGCACUUUGGUUCGAAUCCUUCACGCUUGUGGUUUCAGUGUGUUGCUGACCAGCUACACACACUCUGCUGUCGACAACAUCCUGCUUAAGUUAAAGCGGUUCAGAGUUGGGUUUCUGCGUCUCGGUCAGGGACAAAAGGUUCAUCCUGACAUUCUGCCUUACACAGAAGAAAGUUUGAGGAAAAAAGGAGUUCACACCCUGUCAGAGUUGGAGCAGCUUUAUAACAAGGAGUUGGUUGUGGGAACAACCUGUAUGGGCAUCAAACAUCCCAUUUUCACACGCCGUCGCUUCGAUUUCUGCAUCGUAGAUGAAGCUUCACAGAUCAGUCAGCCGAUCUGUGUGGGCCCCCUGUUCUAUGCCAAGAGAUUUGUCCUGGUUGGAGAUCACCAACAACUGCCACCAAUUGUUCAAAAUCAGGAGGCAAGGUCCCUUGGGAUGGAUGAAAGUCUGUUUAAGCGACUGGAGCUCCAUAGUGAAGCAGUGGUCCAACUGAAUGUGCAGUACAGGAUGAACAAGCAGAUCAUGUCUCUCAGUAACUCGCUGAUGUACGAAGGCCGACUAGAGUGUGGAUCAGAGAGGACAGCCGAGGCUCUGCUCACCCUGCCCUUCCUGCUUUCUGUCCAGUCUGAGCUCAAGGCUCACAAUGAGUCUGAUCCCCAGCAUGACCUGACUUGGGUGAAGGCCACAUUGUUGCCUAGCAACCCUGUGUGCUUCCUAGAUUGCUCAAUGGUACCAGCACUUGAAUCUGUGGAGCAGGGAGGUGUUAGCAAUCACACUGAGGCCGCCAUCAUAUACAAGUUACUUUCAUUGCUAAUUAAGGCUGGAUGUAAACCCAGUGACAUCGGCGUUAUCGCCCCCUACAGGCAGCAGUUAAAGAGCAUCUCUGCUUUGUUGCAGUCCUCGGCUUUCACCGGUGUGGAGGUAAACACUGUAGACAAAUAUCAAGGACGAGACAAAAGUCUGAUUGUUCUCUCUUUCGUCCGGAGCACUGCGGAGGAGGGGCAUUUAGGAGAGCUGUUAAAGGACUGGCGGCGUCUGAACGUUGCCAUCACCAGAGCCAAACACAAGCUGCUGAUGGUUGGUUCUGCCGCAACACUGCGGCGCUACGCCCCUGUGGAGAAACUACUCAACCAUCUCCAGCAGGAGAACAUGAUUAUCCAGCUCCCACCUGCUGCCCAUAAAGCCUUACCAAGCAUGUCCCUGUGAUUCAAGACUAACUCUAACUGUGAAGAAACCAUAGCUCACCUCAAUCUGCAAAAACAUGUCUGUCAUUCCUGUCACCUAAUUUUUACAGCUCCUUCUGUUUUUAUUUUGUGUUGAUCUGUUUGUGACACUACCUCUAAUGUGUAGAGUACUGGUUGAAGCUUCUAGGUUGUGUAGUGAAUUUUUAUCCGAUUCUUCAUUGUACAAAGCAAUUUGAAAUGAGCAAACUUCUGACAUUUCCAUCUUAAGCAGAUGAACAGACUGUAAAUUCUGA
Messenger RNA from Cheilinus undulatus (humphead wrasse), 4818 nucleotides. It is a transcript of the gene dna2, whose product is annotated as DNA replication helicase/nuclease 2. Gene Ontology annotation, cellular component: cytoplasm. Gene Ontology annotation, molecular function: single-stranded DNA helicase activity; 5'-flap endonuclease activity. The record is from RefSeq and is a predicted model, not a curated record. Lineage: Eukaryota; Metazoa; Chordata; Actinopteri; Labriformes; Labridae. Gene Ontology annotation, biological process: replication fork reversal. The transcript is spliced from 25 exons. Bases 384 to 4547 code for a protein of 1387 amino acids.